Bombus impatiens (common eastern bumble bee) is the source of this 2473-nucleotide messenger RNA. Its product is annotated as kinesin-like protein KIF9. Gene Ontology annotation, biological process: microtubule-based movement. The record is from RefSeq and is a predicted model, not a curated record. The coding region runs from base 189 to 2423 and encodes 744 amino acids. Gene Ontology annotation, cellular component: microtubule; kinesin complex. Gene Ontology annotation, molecular function: microtubule binding; ATP hydrolysis activity; ATP binding. The transcript is spliced from 13 exons. NCBI's taxonomy places the organism in Eukaryota, Metazoa, Arthropoda, Insecta, Hymenoptera, Apidae.
ACCCUCCAUUCGUUAGGGUUACACCAAUCGACUCUAAAAAAUGUUACGGCAACAAAAAAAAAAAAAAAAAAUAGAAAUUCCCCGAAAAAAUGAAUGUCCAGAAGAAAGCCUUUAAUCAUUCAUAACUUCGCACCAUCAACAAAAUAAUCGUAACGCAAUAGCCUCAAACGAAUAGCUUUCUCUUGAGUAUGACGGAUUACGAUGAUGCGAAUGUUAACGAGAAAAACAUGAAGAUUUUCAUCAGAAUUCUUCCAGUUGAGAGACCGUGUAAAUCGUGCGUGAGAAUCGACAUCGAACGCAAGAAGGUCUACGUACGGUGUCUACAAGAAAUGCAACCAAAUAGAAUAGCCGUUUCGAAGAAACCAACUUACUGGUGCUUUCAAACAGAUGGAAUAUUUUGUGACUCUUCGCAAGAAGAGGUUUACCAUGUUACAACCGAAGACCUCGCGCCAAAAAUUUUAGACGGUGUGAGCUGUAUUUUGAUGGGCUACGGACAAAGUGGUUCAGGAAAGAGUUUCACCAUGAGCGGUCUGAGAAACAACUGGGAACACAGAGGCCUGGUCACUCGACUUCUGUCCCGAAUGUUCGCUGAAAAAGCGAACAGAACGGAAGUCAGCAAGAUAGAGUACCAUGUCAGCUUUGUCGAGUUGUACGGGAAAGAGGCGAGAGAUUUACUGGUCUCUGACACGGAUAACAAUAAAGUCAAGAUAAACGAUCGAGAACCCUUCAAGGAUAUCUCCGUGGUGUGCAUGGAUAACGAAAAAGAAGGUUUGAAGAGAAUUUUCGAAGGGGAAGUCAGAAGAUCGAUUGCGAAAGAAUCGGCUUAUCCGGCGUCUCAUUUAGCCACGUCUGUGAUUACCUUUCACGUGUCUAACACGAGCCUAAUUACAUCCUGGGGCAUUGUAACCACAGCCAAAGUACAUAUCGUGGAAGCAGCUGGCACAGGAACAGUGGGAAGAAAUAAUUGUGGGAAACCGGCCGUGGAUAUAGGUGUGGCGAAUUUAAUGAAGACUGAGCUCGAGCAAUUCUUUUCGUAUGUAGGAAGAUCAAGAUCAUCCGUCGUUAACGUAAUACGCUCCAGUAAUUUGCUGAAGAUUUUGGGAAAUACUCUUUUGGUCUCUUCCAUAAUUCGGUUGAUAUCUCACAUUCGGAUCACAAGAGAAGAUCUUGACAUCACAUUGUCGACUUUAAAAUUCACUGCUAAAAUUGCAAGAUUAAAACCGGUCAGGAUAAAAGAAGAUAUUAAAUAUCAAUCAGAUUUGAUAGUGCAUAAGCUCCGAGAGGACGUUAAUGCGUUGAAGAAGGAACUGAUGUUGAACGAUAUGCUUCUGCAUCAAGAAGCAUUCAUGAAUAUCUCGAAGGCCCGGAUGGAACAGAUCAAUCGGAGUAUUCUUCUAUUUUUAAACGGCAAGAUUUCGGAUUUUACGUUGUUUAGUGUGUCUCAGGCUCAAGUAUUGCUAAAGAAUAUCAAGGAUCUAUAUAACAGAUUAAGCGUCAAGGAAGUUGAAGUUGACAAGUUAAAGGAGACGUACGAGGGUUUAGUGAAAAGUAUAGCGGAAGCUACCCCAGCAGAAAGUCUACUUAAGGAAAUUGAAUUAUCCGAAGAUGAAGUCAGUAAACGGAAACGAGUUAGGAGUUCCGCAGAAGAUUUUAAAACUGAAGAAGAUACGAAAAAGUUAGAAGAAAGAGUUGGUAGUUUAGAUAAAUCUACGAUAGGCGUGACUUUAGGCCCCUACGCAGAUGUACUCUCUCCCGACAAAAGUCUGGAAUACAGACAUUCAGCAAUGUCUAAACAAAUUCUGAAAAUUAAUAGCGAGAAUAUUAUGACGGUUCGACGUUUAUUUGAUUCUUUCUUAAAAGAGGAACUAAAAUAUGCAAAAAUGAAGGAAAUAUUUGAUAGAAACGAAAGGACUCUUGCCGUUGUUCGACAAAGAUUUACAAACAUGGUUGAUAAAUAUUUCCAGGCAAAGAGAAAUUUAGACGAUGCACGAGAUAAACUUAGCAAACAUCAGCAAAUUCGACAGAUAAUGAAAUUAGAAAGUCCAGAGGAGAUCAAAACAAUAUAUGAAAUCGAAAGAACGAUCGAGCGAGAUAUUUCGUGUUAUCAAAAAGUGUUAAUCAAUUUAGAAGAAGAAGUCGAUCAAGCUCGUCGUGAAAUUGUCACGUUAUCCAAUCAACAUCUUGAAAUGAAAUCGAAAUUGGAAUCCGGUUUUCGAGACUAUAGCGAAAGAAAUGCCUAUUUAUUGCAUUAUACUGAUAAAUCGAUGAAAGCAUUACUAAAAUCUGAGAAAAAAUCGUUCGAUAUGAUUCGGCACAAGUUUGACAAGUUUCAACGAGAAAUAUUGCGUAAAACAGAGGAAACAGAGAAAAGGAAGAAAGCACGACUUGACAAUAAAGGGACGUGCGCUAGUACUAAUCUGUAGCUAACAAAAAUAUUAUCUUCUUAGCAAUAAGUACUAAUAUUUAAUAAAUC